Exophiala xenobiotica is the source of this 1047-nucleotide messenger RNA. RefSeq lists its product as uncharacterized. Gene Ontology annotation, molecular function: catalytic activity. The transcript has 2 exons. The coding region runs from base 120 to 992 and encodes 290 amino acids. Lineage: Eukaryota; Fungi; Ascomycota; Eurotiomycetes; Chaetothyriales; Herpotrichiellaceae. The record is from RefSeq and is a predicted model, not a curated record.
CGUGCCUCGAGAUAUUGUCCUUAGCAUUAUUGACCUUUCCGAGUGAUAUCACACCAUCGCUUCACUUGGAGUUCCAGACUAACUAUCUUGUCAACGCUUCUCCUAAGACCCCAUUCACCAUGUCGUGGCAAAGACUAAUCAAGUUCGAAGACGCCGAAGGAAAGGUGCAUUUCGGCGAGCCUGUCGUUGACGGCGACAAGGACAUUGAGAUCAACGAUGUCCUGCAAAGCUCUACGCUCAAGGCAAAGUGCCAUAGUGGUUCUUCGAUAUUCUCAACCACAGCUACCGACCAAGUGAUUGAGGUCAAGAAGAUCCUGCCACUUCUCUCAACCGACGAUGUACCCAUCGUGAAGUGCAUCGGCCUUAACUACAUGAAGCACAUCCAAGAAGGUGGACGGAAGCCGCCGCCAUAUCCCUCGGUUUUCAUCAAACCCAAGGCUUCCGUGGCCGGCUUCAACGAAGACGUGGCGAUUCCAAAGCUCGCCCAGGAAACCCUGGACUAUGAAGGAGAACUCAGCAUCGUCAUCGGCAAAACGGGCAAGGACAUUCCCAAGGACCAAGCUCUCGAUUAUGUGGCCGGAUUCGUGGCCUCAAACGACGUCUCGUGCCGCAAAUGGCAAAGGGAUCCUGCAUACGCUGGAGGCGUCCCUCAGUGGUGUUUCAGCAAAGGCUUUGACAAGUUCGCGCCUCUUGGACCUGUUCUGGUCUCACCAAAAGUGGUGGGUAACGCCGGCAACCUGAAGCUUCAGACCUUCGUCAACGGAGACCUUCGCCAGGACUCCAACACGAACGACCUUCUUUUCAACGUUGAGACGAUCAUCUCAUUCGUCAGCCAAGGUACUACUCUGGAAGCUGGGACGGUGAUCAUGACCGGAACUCCUGCAGGAGUCGCUAUGGGAAUGAAAGAGCCCUUGUGGCUCAAAGAUGGAGAUGUGGUUGAGGUCAAGAUAGAAUCUCUGGGAUCUGUGAAGAACCGCAUGGCUUUUGAAUAGUCCAUCUUAACAGAUUAUGUAUGAGACAACCUGUGUGUUCGGUCCCAGAUGGGGG